AUGCAACUCAAGGCUCUCCUCCUCGCUCUAACAGCAUCUCUAGCCGCUGCCGACUGGAUCGAAUACUGCCCCUUCGCCAAGGACAAGUCCGGGAUGCUCCAGCACCCCUACUGCUGUGACAGUUAUGGGCCGGCCCCAAACACGGAUUUGGCGAUGGAGGGGUUUGGAUGUCAAGCGCUCGCGGAUCCUGCUCCCAGUUGUCCCAAUGGUGCGGCUGUGGCGUGUUGUUAUACUAUUAACACGCAGUUUAUCUGUACGGCUGAUGGGGUGUACGAGGAUGAUUAA
Molecule: messenger RNA, 285 nt
Organism: Aspergillus saccharolyticus JOP 1030-1
Lineage: Eukaryota; Fungi; Ascomycota; Eurotiomycetes; Eurotiales; Aspergillaceae
Exons: 3
Coding region: 1-285 (94 amino acids)
Source: RefSeq, a predicted model, not a curated record